GCCUCCCCCCGCCCCGCCCCCGGAUGUGGCGGCGCGGCCGUUCCGGGCCGUUGUCAGCGACGCUCUGCUGUCGCUGGGCUGUCGGCGCGGAGCCGAGCGGGCCGCGGGGGGAGCCCGGCCGGACCACUGAAAAACUGUUAACUGCACGUGAACUAAGCAUGGUCCCAUAAUUCUGAAAACUUAAAACUGAAAAGAAGACAGUUUCAGUUACACAGAGGACAUACUGACUAAAGAUUCUGAAAAUGGAGUGGGGAGGAGAGUAUUCCCUUGAUUCUUCCAAUUUAGACUGUUUGUUAGAUAUUCUUCCUGGAGAAUUGGAGUUUCAACAAGUCCUUAAUGAUAUUGAUGAAAAAAUAAAGAAGAAUUCUUCUAGUGUGGAACAGUGUCUUAAAGACCUACAAUCAGAAGUAAAUGAAAAAUGUACUGAUGAACUACUACAAAACACAACUGACUGCCUUCAGUGGCUAAAUAACUGCAAUUUUAGUUCUCUCAAGCCUUCUUCUACACACCACAGAGAGCUGAUGGAGUUCCUUAGGACCCUGCUGGGAGGACUGGGAGCAGUCUUUACAAGUGAAAGGUUGAUGGGCCUAAGGCUGUGGCAAAAGCCUACCUUCAAAAGGAAGAACGUUGAAGAUGUGGAAAGUGGGCUUACAACAGACAAGAAUUCUUCACUGAUAGAGGAACAAACCUUGCUCAGGAAUGAACAAAAUCAAGAAGAAAUGAUACUUCACUUCCUUCUGGAUCUCUCUAGUCAGUGUGGUGUCUCAUUUCCCUGUACUCCAAGUGGGACGUCUUCUGAGUUUACAUCUUCUCUUCAUGCCAUUGAGGAUAAUUCAACCAUGGAUGUUAAAUCUCUUUGGGAUGAUGUGAGACUACAUCUUCGGCGAUUUUUAGUUAAUAGACUGCAAAGCCAAGAAGAAACUAAUGCUUUACAACAACAAAUGCAGUUUAAAACACAGUGCAUACAGCAGCUUUUGUUUCUUUAUCCUGAAUCAGAAGUCCUAACCAAGUAUCAAAAUAUGCAGAAUAAACUGGUUAGUGAUCUUCUACAGAACUGUCUUCUGUCUAGCUGUGGUGAGACAAAUUUUGAUAAGGUGGUUCAUGGUUACCAAAGUUCCAUACCUACAUUGUGCACAAUGAUAAAAGAGGAUUUGUAUAUACUAAGUGAAGCUAUUGAUCCUUCUUCAUCAUUGAAGUUUAUUAAUGAAACUUAUCUUGAUACAAUCACUGAAGAAAUGACAGUUCUUCUUGAAAGACUUUGUGAGCUGCAGUUCAAGGAAAAUGCUCUACAUAUAGUUAAGGCAAGCAAGAUUUCAAAGAAGCAUAAAGGAACAGUUCAUGCUGUGGCUUCCCAAGAAUGCCACAAAAAAGGAAGGAACUUCUGUUUAACAUUGUAUCAACUCAAGUGUCUUUCUCAACUUAUAAAACUCUUCUUAUUAAUGGAAGAAAAAAUUGAAGAACUCUCUGCAGAAAUUCUGUUGGUGCCUUCAUUUGCUGAGAAGAAUAAGAAUGUUCAAGGAGUUCUGAAGAAAGCUAGUGGGGAGCUUUUAAUAGGAGAAACUAGAGCAAAUGAAACCAGUGUGCUUCCUGAGCAGUUACUUCAGGUAAAAGAGCCUAUUUUACUGGAUUUUGGCUGGAGAAAUGCAUUUAAAGACCUGUCUUCUUCUGUGGCUCACUGUAUAACAAUAGCAAUUGAGGAUAUUUCAACUAAAAUUCUUCAACAUGAGCAGAAAGAGCAGUCUUCAGCUGCAGGCUAUGCAAUGAGUCUUGUAAACAACCAGCAAAUGAGGGAGUCCUGGGGAGCAGUCCAACAAGAGGAGCAACCAAAACGAAUUGCUAAGUUUUGUUCUGACAUCAUGGAAGAACUUGACACAUUGCUUCCAUUGGCUCUGGCAUGCAAAGAUGAUUCUCUUCAGGAAAUUAGAGCAAACUUUGUAGAGGCCUGCAGCAAAGUAGCAACAGCUGUCCUGGCAAGACUAGAGGAGAAAAGCAAAGAUGUUCCCUCCAAAGCUCCACUGCAAAACUUGUAUGCUGCUCUUUCCACAGCGAUACAUGUCUUCCAGCAUUUUACAAUGUAUAGCAAUUUAAUGAGAGAAACCAGCAAAAAACCCCUGUUCCUCGGGCCUGUCCAACAAUAUCAGGAAUUCAUCAACAUUCUCCAGUUUCAAGUUACGAACUACUGCGUCAGAGUUUGUGCUACAAGCAUUUUACAGGAUGCCGAGAGCCACCACUGGGAUGACUACAAAGCUUUUUAUGAGGGGGAAAGAUGUUCGUUCUCUGUCCAGAUGUGGCAUUACUUCUGCUGUGCUCUUCAGCAUGAUCUAUGGACUAUUCUACCUCCCAAGUUAGCCCAGGAGAUUCUUACAGAAGUACUGGAGAAAUCUUUGGCUGUGCUCUCCUCCAGAUAUUCUCAGGCCUGUCCCAGUUACAAGAGAACUCCACAAAUCAGAUUUGAUAUUGCAGCCAUUUUGAUGUCCACUGAAAAUAUGCUCUGGUCAGUUUGCAGUUCAGUACAGGAAUUUCUGAAUCCACAUAAAGACAGAGAUCUCAACAUCUAUAAAAUGCAUAGCCACUGCAACACUCUGCUCUCUGUGCUAGUUAUUUUAACUUCACCACUGAAGAAUUUGUAUGAGACAUUUCUGAACAAUUCUGGUGAACCUCUUUCUCAAGACUUUUCAAAAGAAAUCUUCAAUCAUCCAUUACACUGGUUAUCUUGCAUACCAUCAUCCUGCUCUUCCUUACUUAAGACUCCAUCAGUCAGAGAAAUGGCAGCCCAGGGUCAGCUGAAACUGCUCUUAUCCCAACCAUACUGUAAUUUGAACUUGCUUUUGGAAAUAUUGCUACAUCAUGAUUGUCUCUUAGUGAGAAUUUUACUGAGGAGUUCAAGAAAUGAAGUGUCGAAUUGCAAUGAACAAAGUUCUUUCUUAGAGCAGAAAACAGAUAACAAAGAGCCUACUCUGAUUGAAGCCAUCUUCACAAUAUUGUCUUACUGUAUUUUAUCGCCCAAAUCACUUGGCAUUGCUUUUGAGACCUACAUGGAAAAGGAGCAUCUGUGGGAUUGCUUAUGUAAUAUGACAGUUUCCAGCUGUGGUGACUCAGAGCCAGAGGUUAUCAGAUACUUGAAGAUGACUUUGAUUAAUUCAGUUAAGGGUAUAGUGAAGCAGAUAAUUUCUCUGAUGCAUUCGUGGGAGGCAACAGAAAACUAUGGAACGUAUCAGCACAAGCAAAUAGUUCCUGAAAGUUUACUGAAAACAAUUCCAAAGGAAUGGAAUUAUACACCUCGGGAAAUGAAGAGAAAAGAAUCUGGGAAAUGCUUCACAAGGCUUGCAGCUCAGGCAGUAUCUAUUGUAAUCAGCAAGUUACCUACAGUGAUUGCAUGUUUGCCUCCCCCAAUUAAGUACUUCUUUUUUCUGGCUGAGAGAAAAAUGUCAAGAAACUUUGUUGAAUUGAAGAAAGCUGGUCUGCUUGUCUGGAACUUGAUUGUAAUUAUAUGUCGGAUAUUUGAGGAUGGAAAUACUGCAGAACUUUUAACAGGUGCAACACUUGACAGAUGGAGCAAAGAAAAACUCAGUUUAGUUCGUGUGUGCUUAGAAAGUAUUAUGGGAAAACAGAAAAGUGGUCCUAAACAAGUGACCCAGAAGGUUAUACAGAGCAUUGAACAACAAAGACCAAACUGGAUUGAAAGCCAGUUCCUGAAAGCAAGAAAAUUGAGCACAGAGUGUGCCUCAGUUGCAGUAGGAGGUGCAAUGUUAGAGGAAGGAGGUAUUGCACUUGAAUUCACUGAGCAGAAAAUAAACAUGAUGGUCCUGGAUAUCUGCCACAAACCAGGUGGCAGUGAGUACCUGAGGCAAAUUUAUCACAUCAUCCGGCUCAAUGAGGAAUAUUUGAAAGAGCAGCUGUCCUGUGAGAAUUCCUCUGAAGUGAGUGUUACCUCCAGUCAAUGCCUGCCUUUGACACUGAAGGGCAGAGAAGAGCAGCCUGUCUUCAACCCUUUCCGGGUGCACAGCCAAUCUUGUGCAAAAGUAUUCAAUCAGUCAGCCAUUACUGAAUGGAACUGGGAUUGGUCAAACUUGCUGCCAAGUUAUUUGGGACUGAAUCAGAUGACCUUCAGGGUGCUGCUGGCACACAGGAUUACUUUACAGAACACCAUUACUGACAAAAGGGAGAAACACGUCCUGGAAUAUUAGAGUCCAUACAGACAAAAUCAUGCCAUCCACUUCCUUUUUUUGUGGGAAAGGAGAUCCUUCUCAGGUGUUUCUCUGCCAUACUGAAGCAACUGCAACUCACAGAAAGGUGGUUCUCAAGUAGGCCAGACCAACGUCAUAGUCAACACUUUAAACUCACCCAGGGACCAAGAGGCAUUCAUGAUGAUUCCAGAACUUCUGAUAAGCAUAAAUUCUAUUCAUUAGGUGAAUUGAUGCUUGCUGCAACUGAUAUUUUUCUGGUUGUUUUAUGUUAUACCCACAAGCUGAAAUAUGUUCUCUAGCUCUCUCCUUCCACAACCCUCAAAUGUGGUUUCAAACAUGCAGAAACUCCCUGUUCAGAAUAAAUUAUACAUACACAACUCAGGCUAAAGCCAGGCUCAUUUUUUUUUAGAUCCAGUCUCCAUUUCAAAUCAGCCUUAUUUGAAGCAUUAACCUAUGUUAAACAAAGACAAGCACAAGAUGCAUGAUUGUGUGUCAUAUGUCUUUCAAAGAUAUAUGAUCAGUGCCAACAGCAAACGCUCCCUUCCUACUAAUAACCUCCUAAAAAACCUCCAUGUGUGCAUUGAAGAAUAGCAAUAACAGAAUGGCAUUUUAUGGGAACACAAACUUGAGACCUCUCCAAGAAAAGGAGCAAUUGCAGCUACUCUCAAACACUUAAAAACUAAACAUGCUCUCAAAGACUCAAGUCUUUCUCAAAGUCUUUCAAGACUUUCUCAAAGACUAAAGUAUAAGAUUUAUAAAGAACAGUCCUCUUCAUUCUUGCCAACAUUUGCAAACAGGCUGACAGAUACUCAAACUGCAUUGAAUGUAGGUGACAGAUACAGUAAUAAUUUCCUGGACACUUGUUCUACGUGUGUCAUAGAGAUCUUCAAUUUCUAGCUGUAGAGCCUUCAAACUAAAAUUGUCAUAGAUGCAGGUUAUCUAGGACAUUCCAGUAUAUUGAAGUUUGCUUCAAAGAUCAUUCUCCAGCAUCACGCUCAGAACAGAAUGGUUUGAUAUUACCUGGUCCAAGUCAACCAGUUUCAGUCAGUAACUUUCUGAGCAAAAAAGAGUCAAUGAUAGUGAUCUGGCAAAGGGUACUGCUUUUCUCUAUUACCUGUCUAACUAACCAGGAAAGGUAAUAGACUCAGAACAGGGUUUGUGUGAUGAAUUUUUCAGAACAUCUUCAUUAGUAGUAAACAUUUCAGGUAGAAAUCUAGCAGCUUAUGAGGUCUUUACUUCUUCAAGACUAUGCUUUAGUUUAUUUUACAGCAGUGUGAGGGAGUAUCUGUAAUGCUUUUGGAAAUAUAAAUGUUGUCAGCUUGUUUAUUUUAUUGAUACUUACAUUGGUGAGGAAUGAGUUUCUUCUGCAGGAACUAUGCUCAUUAUACCAUGAUCUUUCAUCAACUUAUUUUAAUUGUUUUUGUAAGUGGUUUUCAAGCAACAGAAAUAAAUCUUUUUAGUCUUUGUACCUCUAAGAAUUAUUUUGUUCUUAAACUUCUUCAGAACUCAUGUGUGUUCUCUCUGGCCUUGAUGAAUUGCUAAUUUUUUAGUUUUCCAGUUUAAGCCCUUCUGACACUAUAAUCUUUUGAUCGUACAUACUCUGUAUCAUCUACUGAAAUGGAGUGUGAUGCAUUUUUCCUCCUGCAAAAUGUAGAAUUGCAUUAUAUUACAAUCACCAUUGCUUGGUUCUCAGCUAUUAUUAAUUUUUAUAUCAGCUUCUUGUAUUUAAUUAGAUUACAUUAACAACAGCUUUUCCUUUUAUUUGCUCUAUAACAUAUUUUUCUACAAUAUAAUCCCUGAAAACGUUGAGACAUUGUGCUUUCAAACUUUCUACCACUCUGUUAUUGGACCAUUUUAUAUGAAAAUACCUAAAAUCAUUCUAAUAACCAUCUUGUUAGACUUUAUCUCCUUGGACAGUCUGUUUUGUGUAUUCAUUAUGCUUCUUUGUAAAUCUGGAUUUGGUAGGAUAAUUCUAGAGCCCUGUAUAUUCUUGAAGUUUUGAGUGUCUUUCCAUAGGUAUUUAACAAGAGUGGUUUUCAGUUUGUGAAAUUUGUUAGUCUUAUCACACUGUAUGUUCAUCCUUUUGACAUCUGUCUGUUUUAUGUAAUUUUUAGAUCGGAAUUUCCUCACUCAUCAGUGAACCAUUCCAUUAUGAUUCUGCAAUAUCUUUUAUGUCAAGGCUAUAUGCUUGUCUUGGGAUGUCCCUUUUUUCCCCCUGUGUGUAUAGAUGUUCGUAGAAUAUGGAUAGAUGGCUGUUUUGUUUUUCUUUUCUACUUUUAUACCACUCCUGAAUUUCACAUUGCUGACUCUACUGUCCAUAGUGUUCCUAAAUAUAUUUUUCUUCUUUUUAUAUCAACAGUCUCAUUUACAAUAUUUAGGACAGAAUUCUUUCAUUUUGUAAUGGCCUUUUCAACACUUUUUCUACUGUAUUUUGUUAACUUUGUCAAAUUUAGUUUUCUCAUUUUAAUCUGUCCUUGCUGUGAUAUGCAGAAUUUUCCUACAUGGGGAUUAAUGCGUGAUUAAUCUUUUUAUUCCAUACUAGAACAUAAUCCUGAAACAGUUAUUCACAUACAUAAUCUAAUGAGUUGUCUCUCUGAAUUCAGUACAAUAACUUGAAUUCAACAUGUUUAAACUAGAUUGCAUGUUUGCAGUUCUGGGACCUGAGAAGGAGACAUAUUGUAAGAAUUGGCAGUGGUGUUUUUUGCUAUUUGUUUGUCUAGUGGUUCUCUGUCUGUGGUCUACAGACAACUCUUGUUCUGUCCCACAGUACAUAGCCUGUAGCCUGUCUGUAUAAGUAUAGUAAAAAUACAGGCCACAGUAAUUUUAAUUUAAAAUUGAAUAAUUGUUUUUAUGGGGACCUACUAGUUCAUUUGAAGGUACAAUAGUCUUUUGAUCUAUAAAGUAGUAUUUAAAGAAGUGAUGCCCUAUAUCUUAAGGAAUAAGAAGUGCUUUCUUUUUUCAUCUGAAGUAAAUAUUCUGUUUUUGUAUUUUUUUUUUUUUUUUAAUAUGGAAAACAUUUAGUAGUAUACAUUUACUCUUUUGGUCAUUGUAUCAGCUAUUGUUUUGGAACUCCAAUUGUUAGAACAACUGAAAAAUGGAGUUUAAACAACACAUUAAUUUCUCCUGCUGGUUUAAGAAUUGGCAAAGUCAUGGUUUCACAAAGAUGAUAUCAAAUAUUUCUGUGGCUAAUGUAAUAAAGGAAUUUAAAUGAGUUUUUCCUUCUGUAUUCUGGAAGAACUGUAGAAAAAGGGACGAAGACUUGAGAAUCAUUUUUCUUUGGCUUAAAAUACUGUUCUCACAGUUUAUUAAAAUGAUAAAUGAUAAGACUGAAGCAUACAACAAGCUUCAGUAUAACUGACUUAAUUUUAAAAGAACUGGAGAGUUACAGGGAGUGUGCACUCCUGUGAACUGAGUAUUUUUUCCUUAAUGACAUUUUCUCAGCAUCCAUUAAUAACAUAAAAAUAAAGCUUUUAGAUCUUUUGGAGCAGA
Molecule: messenger RNA, 7676 nt
Organism: Dromaius novaehollandiae (emu)
Lineage: Eukaryota; Metazoa; Chordata; Aves; Casuariiformes; Dromaiidae
Exons: 22
Coding region: 243-4187 (1314 amino acids)
Source: RefSeq, a predicted model, not a curated record